Molecule: messenger RNA, 900 nt
Organism: Hansenula ciferrii
Lineage: Eukaryota; Fungi; Ascomycota; Saccharomycetes; Phaffomycetales; Wickerhamomycetaceae
Gene: ERV29
Product: protein ERV29
Exons: 1
Coding region: 1-900 (299 amino acids)
Biological process (GO): Golgi organization
Cellular component (GO): membrane; endoplasmic reticulum; endoplasmic reticulum-Golgi intermediate compartment
Source: RefSeq, a predicted model, not a curated record
AUGUCAUUUAGAAGUACAAAAUUUAAUCAAAUCCCAACUUCAAAUGGAUUUAAUCAACCACAAUUUCAACAACAACAACAAUCUAGUGAAUCUCCUUUACAAAAAUUUGAAAAAUUUUCAUCUCAAAUUGAAGAUUUAUUAGAUCAUCCAUUAAUUUCUAAAUUAAAGCCUUAUGUACCACAAAUUGGUCGUUUUUUAAUUGUUGCAACUUUUUAUGAAGAUUCUUUAAGAAUUUUAAGUCAAUGGUCUGAUCAAAUCUAUUACUUAUGGAAUUAUAGACAUAUCCCAUAUUUCUUAGUUCUUAUUUUGUUAACUUUAGUUGUUGUGGUAAUGUUGGGUGCUUCAACUUUAAUUGUUUUGAGAAAACAUUCAUUAUAUGCAAGUGGUGCUUUAAUUUUUGUUAUUUUGUUACAAGGUUUUAUGUAUGGAUUAUUUUCUGGUUCUACAUUUAUUUUAAGAAAUUUCUCAUUAAUUGGUGGAUUAUUAAUUGCAUUUAGUGAUACUUUAGUUCAACAAAAGACAAGAUUUGCUGGUUUGCCUGAAAUUUCUUCAAAUAAUGAAUUUAAAAGUUAUAUCUUAUUAGCUGGUAGAAUUUUAUUAGUUUUAUUAUUCUUUACAUUCAUUCUAACAAAGAGUUGGUUUACAACAUUUUUCAUUUUAAUUGGUAUUGGUUCAAUUGGUGCAGGUUAUAAAACAAAAUUUGCAUCAAUUAUCUUGAUUACAAUUUUAACUUUUUAUAAUUUCACUUCAAAUUCUUAUUGGUCUUCAUCUUCAGAAGCUCAAAGAGAUUAUUUGAAAUAUGAAUUUUUCCAAACUUUAUCAAUCAUUGGUGGUUUACUGUUGGUUGUUAAUACAGGUGCUGGUGAAUAUUCAAUUGAUGAAAAAAAGAAGAUUUAUUAA